CUCUCCACUCUCCUGUCAUUGGUUGGUAGGAGUUACCCUCGCUUCUGAUUGGUUAGACUACCUGCUGCCUGUUUGCUAGCUGGGUAUAUUUAGCUGAUUGCAUUAUCGGAUCAGCUUUAGCCCGCAGUCCGGCUUGUAGUGCCCGCUGUUCAAGGCCAGUACGGACGGGCAGCGUAGUUAGCUAACUAGUUUACACUACCGUGAACAGCAGGAUUUCCAGUUAUUUGUAAAGAACGAAAACAAACGGAAAUGUCUUCAGACGAAGACAGGGCCAAGGAAAUCUUGAAGGGCUUCAAACUAAACUGGAUGAAUCUUCGGGAUGCAGAGACAGGCAAAGUGCUGUGGCAGGGAACGGAGGACCUCUCUGUACCAGGAGUAGAACAUGAAGCUCGUGUGCCAAAGAAGAUCCUGAAGUGUAAAGCAGUGUCCAGAGAGCUGAACUUUUCGUCCUCGGAGAAAUUGGAGAAGUUCAGACUGGAGCAGAAAGUUUUCUUCAAAGGACAGUGUUUAGAAGAAUGGUUCUUUGAGUUUGGUUUUGUUAUCCCCAAUUCCACCAACACAUGGCAGUCUCUGAUAGAAGCAGCUCCAGAGUCCCAGAUGAUGCCAGCCAAUGUUUUAACUGGUAAUGUUAUCAUAGAGACCAAGUUCUUCGAUGAUGAUCUCCAUGUCAGUACUUCCAGGGUACGGCUUUUCUACGUCUGACUUUACCCUUGAGUCUACCUUCCAAAAUGCUGACACCCUGCCAAGGUCUGUAAAUUACCAAGGUUAGCUACAAUUUGAAGCAUUAAAGAGCUCAUUGCUGAUGUGGGAUCAGCAUGUUUGGGUGAAACCCAGCUGUGGUGCCACAGUCAGUGAAGUGAGCUUGUGUUUGGUCUCUUGUUUUGUGUUGACUUGAAAACCUCUAGACCUUGGAAGAAGAGUGAAGAGGAGGAGAGAGAACUCAAUCGCUUCCCCUGUUCAGGAAUCAUCUCUCUCUCCAUUUUCCCCUGCAGACUGUUUCACUGUAAACAGGAGUCCUGAUCUCAAGUCAGCCAGGGAACCCCUCAGAAUUGAUCUGAUUUGUGUUUUUUCUUUUUUGUAGUGCUGCCCUGUCUCACGCCAAGGUAGCAUUUACUCAGGAACAGAACAUCAGACCUGUAACCUUUUGUGAAAAGAUCUCAUCUUUUCUGUCCCAAACUCUGAUUUCUGUGUGUCAUGUGUUCAAAAAUGGACUGUCAUUGUUGAGGGAAGAUGAUGCACUGAAGGGAUAAGAUGAAAGCUCUUAAUGUAAUUUUAGGUGCUAAAACAAAAUUUUAUUGACAACUUGCAGAUUUUACAUAAUUAAACAUCAAAUAUAUACAAAAUAUUUGCUAGAGAUUAAGAUCAAUUUUCUCUAGUUGUGUCCCAUUUCAGAGGUACCCUCCCACAUUUCAUAGACAGUAUAUCUUUACUGGUGAAGAUGGCAUUCCAGAGUUGAAAUGGAGCCUCCUUUCUGCAUUUGAGCAACAGGAUCAGACUUUUUUCACUCUUUCUCAUCCUCAAUAUCCAGAAAUUCUCAGCAAUGGUCAAUUUGAGACUUGCUUUGGUUUUUCAUUGGAGAAAUUGAAGAAAUUUAUGUGGAUAUAUUUAUCUUCACACUUUAACCCCUUUCCUAAUGUUCCACUUUUAUUAAUUGAUGAGGACUGGCUGAAGGAACUGCUAACAGUGAAGUGCUUAUCUCCCUUUAGUCUUCUAAAGCACUCACCUUAGCAAGCUGCCUCAGAAGUGGGAUACACCACCUUAACUUUGCUUAACUUUGCUUGCUUUCUGACUACAUGAACUAGUCCACAACAGUCACUUGUUAAACUGGAUUGUUGUGUGAAAUGUAAACCUGCUGACAGUUAUGACAUGAUUAAAAACUGUUUGGCAUUCAUUGGUAAACAAAACAAGCUUUUAUUACAUUGAUUUAUGUUUUAAUUAAUCUUCAUAUAUACUUAUUUCUGAUAUUUCACUUUGAACUAAAUCAUCAUCAGGUCGAGACCAAAACAUGCAUCAUUUCAUCUCAGUAGUUCACCUGUUUACAAUAGUUCUCCAAUUAGAUCCAGAUGGUGGCAGCAGCUUAAGUUCUUUACAACAUCUUUGCUUUGCACAUUCUGGCUAGAUUUUUAACUUUGACUUCCCAUAUCGUUCACUGCAUUCAGGUUAUUAUUUGUUUUUCUUAGCUGCUAACUGAGCUUUGUAAAAUAGAUUUGUGUUGUAAUAUGAUGGGACGUGUAGAUUAAAGUCAUAUAAUGUUGGAAUAACA
Messenger RNA from Archocentrus centrarchus (flier cichlid), 2263 nucleotides. RefSeq names its product phosphodiesterase 6D, cGMP-specific, rod, delta (gene pde6d). Lineage: Eukaryota; Metazoa; Chordata; Actinopteri; Cichliformes; Cichlidae. Gene Ontology annotation, cellular component: cytoplasm. Bases 250 to 702 code for a protein of 150 amino acids. Gene Ontology annotation, biological process: sensory perception of light stimulus. The transcript is spliced from 5 exons. The record is from RefSeq and is a predicted model, not a curated record.